Ruditapes philippinarum (Manila clam) is the source of this 3429-nucleotide messenger RNA. RefSeq names its product polypeptide N-acetylgalactosaminyltransferase 2-like. The coding region runs from base 209 to 1819 and encodes 536 amino acids. Gene Ontology annotation, cellular component: Golgi apparatus. The transcript has 14 exons. Lineage: Eukaryota; Metazoa; Mollusca; Bivalvia; Venerida; Veneridae. The record is from RefSeq and is a predicted model, not a curated record.
AUGACAACGACUGCAUCAAUUUUAGACUCAUCCGAAAUUGUGUUAGAGUUACCUCCCUUCUCCCGCCAAUAAGUCCACGUUGCAAAUCCAUAAACAAAGAUAUUUGAGAAGCCUAAUAAUUAGUUGUAAUUAAAGCGUGAUACUACAUAUCUAAAUGCUGGCUAGCGACAGGAUUAUACAGGCUUACUUGAUAGAAUGAUCGUAAAGAAUGCAUCCAAGAAAAAGGAGAAAAUUGUUGACCUGGUUAAUUGGCAUUUUUGUUUCACUUUUGACGUUUUAUUUUGUGAAAAAUGCAUACACGUUCGUUGUCAUGAAAAAGUUAAGAGCCAGAUUGAAACCAGGGGAAUAUCUGGUAGAUUUGGGUGACUUUGAAAUGGCAAAGUUUUUUACUGUGAAUGAACCCGCUAUAAAUCCCUUGCAAGGUAGACAGGAUGGAAAUAUCACUCUACACCGGCAGCUUCCAGAUACCAGACCAGCCAUAUGUUUGUCAAAGAAAGAAAGUAUUAUAUCUCUACAAACCAGUAUUAUUGUCUAUUAUAACAAUCAAAUGAGGUUAAAUGUACUGAAAACUAUAUACAGUAUUUUGUUAAGAACUCCACCAGAGUUGAUCAAUGAAAUCCUACUGCUGGAUGAUAAUAGUGAAGAUGCAAGUGCCUCUGAAAUGCUGUCAAGAAUUCCAAAAGUGAAGAUUAUUCGUAAUCAGAAACAAGAGGGUAUAAUACGAAGUUAUAAUCUAGCUGCUAGUAUGGCACAGGGACCUGUGUUAAUGUUUCUUAAAGCUGACUGUGAGGUGAAUGUUGGAUGGCUUCAGCCGUUGAUUGAUAGACUGGCUCAAUUACCAACUGCUGUUGUUGCCCCUGUACUGGAUAAAAUUGAUACAAAGGGAGAAUACUCUGCCUCAAUGAAUUCUGGAAGGGGAGGGUUUGAUUGGAGUUUAAUCUUUAAAUGGGAAGAGAGCAGUCAAGGAAAUGAGCAGCUAAAUGGCAAAAUUAUAAGGUCCCCAGUUUAUCCAGGUCAUGUAUUUUGUAUAAGAAAAGACAGAUUCCUACAGCUGGGAAAAUUUGAUGAUGAGCUAGAAUUAGAGGGUGGAGACAAUUUUGAAUUAUCAUUUAAAACAUGGUUGUGUAAUGGUGUUGUCGAGAUAUUGUUGUGUAGUCGUGUAGGUCACCACGACCUGGACAACGAGAUUCAUGGAGUACCGUCCGGAAAGCAGAACAUCUACUUAAAGAAUAUCAAGCGUGUUGCAGAGAUUUGGAUGGAUGAUCACAAGAGAUUCUUCUACUACACGAAACCUUCUGCUCGAAUGCUGAACUUAGGAAGUGUUAUGGAGAGAAAGUCCUUGAGGAAGAAUUUAAAAUGCAAAAACUUCAAAUGGUAUCUGGAUAAUGUGUAUAAAGAGCUAAGACUACCAUUGACAGAUGAGAUAUUGUUUGGUAAUAUUCGUCAAGAUGACCUCUGUGUGGACAUUGAGAUAGGUCAUGUACCUGCUAUAGCCAAGCUUAGUGAGUGUAACAAUGACAGGGGCACUCAGGACUGGUCUUUUAAGAAGAAAGGGGAGAUAAGCAAUGGUGGAAUGUGUUUGACCGCUGACACUAUUGGCACACAUGGUUAUGUGAUGAUACAUUUUUGUACAAAAGAAGACUCACAGAAAUGGAGAUAUUUAAAUGGUCAGAUUUAUCGUGAGGGAACCAGUCAGUGUUUAGACAGUCACAAAGCUGAUGUUGGCCUCGUUAUCUCACAGUGUGAAGAAUUAUUUUCUAGUCAAAAAUGGAAGGUAGCUUCAAAAUCCAUGCUGUCUCGAAACAAAGAUGAAGUUUGAAUGUAAAGAUUACUAGCAAAAAGACCUGGGACCAAAGUGUCCUUAAAACACAACACUAUAAAAGCCUUACACUCACUGGUACUUUGCAAAGUUCUUUGCAGUGUCACAAGUGCCUGUUAUUCAUAAAGAUAAAUUCAAACCCCUUAUUAAAUUAUACGAAUUGCAAAUGUUUUUAACUUUUAGCCUGCUGGUCGCAUCUUAAAGAUCCUGUAUGUUGUAAUUAAGGUUGUUUCCACACUUAAGUGAAAUUUUAUAUAUGUAUAUAAUUAUGCUUCUGAAACAGUUUUCAAACAUCGAAGAAUACAUACUGCAAAUAUUUGUUCACAUUAUACAUUAUGUAAUCAUUAAAAUAUAUGCAUUCAUUUCUUAUUGAAAAAUUUGACUUCAAAUUUAUAGAAAAUAAAUUUCUUAUUACCUCCCUUUAUUAACAUGAAAUGUAAAUUCAGUAAUAUCUUCACAAAUAAUGCUUUUAGAACUUACAAUAUUGAUAAAUCUUCAUUUGAGCAUUAUAUUUAUGAUAUAAAACCAUAAAAAAUUGAGUUACAGGAUCUUUAAUAAACCCAUACUAUCAGAACAGACCAGGAUCAGCUGUCAGAUCUGUUCUGUACUUCUUGCUGUUCAAUCUAUACAUAUUUAAAAAGUUUCUUUUAAAGCAGCAUGCCUCCAGAUUAAUGCUAAUUUUCAUGAAAAUGUAUUUAAAGUUAAAUAAUGUGACAUGAAGUGAUGUCCAAUUUCUAAAUAAUGUAUGGCAGUCUUUUUACAUUUUAGGCAACUUUAUAAUUUAUCCUUUUUUCCAAUAUCAACUGUUGGUCAAACACCAUUAUAUCAGUUAAUCUUUUAAACAUGAAAAUGACAAAAUGAACAUGAUGUCACUUUAAAAGAUUUUCAUCAUUGUACCUUUCUUGAUGAAUUUCUAAAAUGGCUUUACUAUAAUAUUUUGAUUUAUUGUACUUAAAAGUAAUGUUCUUAAUAUUUUGAGAAGUAAAACAACACAAAUACAAGUAAGGGUCAUGGACAUAUUUAUUUAUUCAAAAUAAUGAAGAGACUUGGGGGGGGGGGCACUUGAUCAUUUUCUUUGUUGAAUAAUUUGCACAAAGUUGAUAUAUUUUCAUUAAUUACUUUUGAGUUGAGAUUAACUGAUAUGAAAUGUAUAUCUGUUGAUAUUUGAACAAGUGUUUUGUGUAGAAGGACAAAAUGGUGUUAUAAUUUGAAAACUAAUCAGGUUGUGGUAAAACUGCAGUUUCUACCUUUGUCCAUCCCAUUAAACAGAAAAGCACUGCCAAUGCAAAGAAACGAAUUUCUUUUUACAAAUAUGUUCAUUAUAGCCUUCAUUUUGUCCUAUUCUGAAAUAAUUGCCUUGGCAGAACAAAAGGUAAAAAGGACAAUAACCUAAGGUAUUGUUAUACAUAUUUUGUAUUGUUUUCUGUUUUGUUUUUUCUUCAACUUUCAUUCUGUUUUGUUCUGUUCAUAUUAGAACUGGCUAUAGGUUGUGUUUUAGUAAAUCUCUUAAUUUGUGCCAUAUAACAGCUAUAGUUUGUGCCAAAAUUUUAUGUGUGCAAUAUAACUAUAAUAGUCCUAUUAUUUUGAUUUAUUAGCAUAAUGUAUUAUUG